Messenger RNA from Anarrhichthys ocellatus (wolf-eel), 1422 nucleotides. It is a transcript of the gene fundc1, whose product is annotated as FUN14 domain containing 1. The transcript has 5 exons. Gene Ontology annotation, cellular component: mitochondrial outer membrane. Gene Ontology annotation, biological process: autophagy of mitochondrion. NCBI's taxonomy places the organism in Eukaryota, Metazoa, Chordata, Actinopteri, Perciformes, Anarhichadidae. The record is from RefSeq and is a predicted model, not a curated record. Bases 39 to 527 code for a protein of 162 amino acids.
GCACUUCAUCUGUGGAGAGAAGGUACCUCCUCCACCGGAUGGCAUCUGAGGACACAGUAUCGCACUCCAAAAUGGCGAACCGCGACAAGGAGCUGGAAGAGGAGAUUUACGAGAAGGUCGUGGACCUGACGGAAUACGCCAAACGUCAGCGAUGGUGGAACCGCCUCUUCGGGAAAAACUCCGGCCCCUUAGCGGAGAAGUACUCCGUGGCCACACAGUUAGCCAUCGGGGGAGUGAGUGGAUGGUGUGCAGGAUAUCUCUUCCAGAAGGUCGGAAAAGUUGCUGCUACAUCUGUAGGAGGAGGUCUUCUGCUGUUGCAGAUAGCUAACAACAGUGGCUAUAUCCAGGUGGACUGGAAGAGAGUGGAGAAGGAUGUAAACAAAGCUAAGAAGCAGAUAAAGAAGGGCACCAAUCAAGCCGGCCCAGAGAUCAACACAUUUGUCGAGAAGUCCACAGUUUUUGUGAAGAAAAACAUUGUUGUCACAAGUGGUUUCAUUGGAGGAUUCCUGCUCGGCCUGGCGUCUUAGGGUCUGCCAAAGAACAACAGUCUGUAUUCCUUCAAAUGUUGUGAGAAGCUAUAGGGAAACAUUAUAAACCAUUGCUGGAGGGUGUUAAAAGUGUUUCGACAACAAAGCAACCUAUUUAAGAUUAGCUUGUAGCUCUGUGUUUCUACACAAGCUGCACUUCCUUUUGUCUACUUUAAUACUGUACACGUGACGAGCACCGUCGAUUUAUAAUGUGGGACUUCUGGGAUAGAAUUCUGGAAAAGUAACGCACACCGAAAGGUUGUAAUGAGGUGCUGAUCACUGGAAGUAAAGUAGGGAAAACGUGUCGCGCACUCUGCCUCCAUAUGCAUUUCUAUUUCAUUCAGAUGAUGUUUCAGCAGUCAGGCCUGCUUCAAGAUCCACGAUGGUUGACCCGAUCCUUUGGAGAGACCAGAAAGAUCCUCUUAAAAUACUCCACCUUCCAGGCCAAAUAAAGAUGCAUAUCAUGCUAAAUUAUUUUUAAGAGAAGUGUAAAUCGGCUAUCGGAAUGUUUCUAUUUAUUUAUGAAAGAAGAAGAGUAUCGUUAUCGCUGCCUUGUUGCGCAUAAUGCAGCUAAGAGCAAGUAGAUUUAAAUUCACCCUCACACGGCAGGUGGUGUCCACAGGAUUCCAUCAGUGCCCGUGUUCUAUUUUUCAAUUCCAGACAUUGUACUCAAUCAUCUUGCCGAUGGAUAAGUGAUUGGUAUGUCUUUUUUGAGAGAUGCCACAUGUUUGAUGGGUUAUGUCUGCCUCCCCUGCAUCUCUUUUUUUUUUUUUAUUAUUAUUUUUUUUUAAAUUAUGUAUUUUGUGUAGCAAUACAUUGAUGCUUUAAAUACCAAAGGCUAUGGUUUGUCUACACUGUAAGUUUGAUGAAGAAAUAAAAAUAACAAUCAGUUGAA